AUGAAAGCGCCCGCGCCUGCCGAGCGGCACCCCGCUGCGCAGCCUGCGCGCAAGCGGCCUGUCGUCGCCGCCCGCACCGCUCUCCUCUUCCUGGGCGUCUUGUACCUUGCCGCUGCCGCCUUUGAUCGCCUGGUGGCCUUCGUGGGCACCGAGCUGGACGCGCGGGCACGCCAGCACGCCGAAGCCUCCCAGACAGCGGGCUUCUCGUGGGAUGCUGUUCCGUCCACAAAAAACCUCGCGUUCCAGCCAUGCUACUACGCUUUCCGGUGCGCACGUGUCGAGCUGCCGCUGGACUGGUGGAAUGGCACCUUUCCCGACAGACAUGUCAGCCUGGCCGUGACGGUGCUGCCCGCCAAAGUGCCCGUCACCGACCCGCGCUACGGCGGUCCGGUGUUCCUGAACCCAGGCGGACCGGGAGGCUCUGGCGUCGACCUCGUCACGGCCGCAGGACUGGCAAUUCAGGCCCUCGUUGAUUCUCCCGUGCAUCCGGAUUUCGAGGCGCCCGAGAACUCGACCUCCAAGUACUUUGACGUCGUUGGCUUCGAUCCUCGCGGCAUCGGCAGGACGACUCCGGGCGCCCACUGCUUCCGCUCUGCAGCCAUCAGGGAAUCGUGGAAUCUGCGAUUGGACUCGCAGGGCAUCCUGGGCAGCUCUGAUGCCGUGCUCGGGCGGCGCUGGUCCAUGGUCAAUGCACUGGGCGCGUCGUGCGCUGGACAGGACGACGAGGGCGACGUGAAACGCUAUGUCUCCACCGCAUCAGUCGCGCGCGACAUGCUGGAACUUGCCGAGCUCUUUGGCCAGUAUCGCGAGGCCGAAACGUGGCGCGUCCUGACCGAAGAUGCACUCGCCAUGUGCGAGAACCACGGUGUGUGCGCGUCUUUGCGGCUGCCGGAAAUCUACGUGCCUGGCACCGAGAAGCUUCAGUAUUGGGGCUUCUCAUAUGGCACUCUGCUUGGAAGCACCUUCGCGUCCAUGUUUCCGGACCGCGUCGGGAGGCUCGUUUUGGAUGGUGUAGUCCAUGGCUCAAACUACAUGAAGACGCUGUGGUCGGACAAUCUCCACGACACGGAGAAGGCGAUGCAGGCCUUCUACGACCGUUGUGCCCAAGUCGGCCCCCGCAUUUGCCCACUUGCGGACCGCAAUUCGACGGCGGCCGACAUCGAAGCCAAGACGCUGGCUGUUCUCGAAAAGAUCUACCACAACCCGGUGCAGGUCAAAGGCGAAUUUCCCGAAAUCGUCACGUGGAGCGACGUCAGGCUGUUCAGGUUCAUGGCCCUCUAUGAACCAGUGCAUGCGUUUCCGCUCAUGGCCGAGAUGCUUGCUGCCGUGGCUCGCGGGGAUGAAGACGGGGAAAUGGAACGCUACCUGACAGGCAAGCAUUUUUUCGCCUGUGCCGCCAAGGGAAAUGACACGGAUAUUGCACAGGUGGAUGGCGAGGCUUCAAUGGCUAUCAUGUGCAGCGAUGGUGACCCCCAAGAUCACCUGGACAUGGAGGGCAUGGAAGCGCACUGGCGCAAGCUCGAUGCCAUCUCUCCAUCCGUCGGUGCCAUGUGGGCUGGGCACAGGAUGAAUUGUGCGAACUGGAAAUUCAGGCCCUUGUACAGAUUCACCGACUACAAGCCUGAGUUUGGUGGCGACACGGCCAACCCCGUCCUUUGGAUUGGAAAUACUGCGGACCCGGUCACUCCGCUUGUCAACGCGCACAAGAUGAAAUCGCUGUUUCCAGGCUCCGAAGUGUUGGCACAGAACUCGCCUGGGCAUUGCUCCCUUGCGGCUUAUUCGCCAUGUACGGUCGGGUACAUCCGCAAUUAUUUCAACAACGGCAGCCUGCCCGCGCCCGACACCAUGUGCGAGCCUUACGAGAUUCCAUUCAUCCACCACAGGAAGAAUAUCCACCUCCUUUCGGGCGAUGAGGUGUCGGCAUUGAACGCGCACCAUGACUUGGCCCGCACCUUCGCUACAAAGGCCUGGGGCUUGGGAAUGGCAAUGCUCCCCGCAGGAGAGAGCGCCUUGACCACGAGGCUUCAAACCGAUGCAUAA
Messenger RNA from Diplodia corticola, 2040 nucleotides. RefSeq names its product alpha beta-hydrolase. Bases 1 to 2040 code for a protein of 679 amino acids. NCBI's taxonomy places the organism in Eukaryota, Fungi, Ascomycota, Dothideomycetes, Botryosphaeriales, Botryosphaeriaceae. The transcript has 4 exons. The record is from RefSeq and is a predicted model, not a curated record.